Molecule: messenger RNA, 1014 nt
Organism: Phytophthora sojae
Lineage: Eukaryota; Oomycota; Peronosporomycetes; Peronosporales; Peronosporaceae
Exons: 1
Source: RefSeq, a predicted model, not a curated record
AUGUUGGCUUUCGAAGAGUAUUGCAGGCGUACUCCAUUGCUUCGCGCCGUGGCCGUGUGUGUGCUGACCCCCGUUCCUACGUUGAUGCUCGUGAUAUUGGUCGAGUGUCUCCCUCUCCGACCACCUUCCGACGGGCCAACAGCGAACUACGCGUUUUGGGUCCGACACCUGAUCCUAGUGACGAUCAUUAUGGUCGCUGUCGGAUUCCAGGCAAAGUCGUGGAUCUUGGGGAUCCCUCUGACCCCUCAGCGAGUUCUCGGAAUCGCUUUGUGCAGCUCCACAAUCUCUACUCUAGGAGACCUGGCAGUCGCAAGGUUGUGGACUUUCCCCGUGCCGUUUUGUGCUGUUUUGGGUACUCCAGUGCGCGCGGUUGUUCUCAUUUGUGUCUAUGUCAGCGUUGUGGGGAGAAAGUCGCUGGCAUCAAUUGAGAAUAGUGGACUGCAAUUGCAACGAUUUCUGAGGCUUCUUUGCGCGCAGGGGUCUGCCAUAGUAAUUUAUCCGGCAUAUCACGCGGUUUUUCUCGCUGUGUCGACCACUAUCCGACGACUGUCGCUUGUAUUUCUCCCGAUCAUGGACCUCGUGGUGAAGAAAGUGAUCAUAGCCAAUGGAUUGCAUUUGGAGGAUCGACUACCGGAGGUGGUAGUGUUCACGGUGGAAGUCUCGGAUGGGCUCUACACAGUUUUGUGUAUGCAGAGUGUGAAUUCGUUUGUGAUCGUGGCUGCCUUGAUUCUGGUGCUCAACAUUCAAGUCGCGAUGGCGUACCGGACAAUGAAAGGAACAACGCAUACCAUCCGCACGUAUCUACUCGAGAAUCCAGAUUCUACGACAACCUCUGCUGUCUCGGCAGCAGUACAUUUCGUCGAGACCCCCACCCUACUAGACCCCUCGGGGUUACGACAGAUACGCAUUUUCUCGGGGGCAAAAUACAAUAUUUCCUCCGCGAAGGAAAGGCUGCUGCACAAGCUGGCCGCGUGUGCUGUUAACACCAAGCGUGAAAUCACCAGAACGAAAUCC